Messenger RNA from Physeter macrocephalus (sperm whale), 3865 nucleotides. Its product is annotated as strawberry notch homolog 2. NCBI's taxonomy places the organism in Eukaryota, Metazoa, Chordata, Mammalia, Artiodactyla, Physeteridae. Gene Ontology annotation, molecular function: histone binding; chromatin DNA binding. The annotation marks the transcript as partial. Gene Ontology annotation, cellular component: nucleus. Gene Ontology annotation, biological process: osteoclast differentiation; macrophage activation involved in immune response; negative regulation of DNA-templated transcription. The transcript has 23 exons. The record is from RefSeq and is a predicted model, not a curated record.
UCCAACGAUCUCAAGUACGAUGCGGAGCGCGACCUGCGGGACAUCGCCGCCCCUGGCAUCGCGGUGCACGCGCUGAGCAAGAUCAAGUACGGCGACAAUACUACCUCAGAGGGCGUCCUCUUCGCCACCUACUCCGCCCUGAUCGGGGAGAGCCAGGCAGGUGGGCAGCACCGCACGCGCAUCCGGCAGAUCCUGGAGUGGUGCGGGGAGGCCUUUGACGGCGUGAUUGUGUUUGACGAGUGCCACAAAGCCAAGAAUGCCAGCUCCACCAAGAUGGGCAAGGCCGUGCUGGACCUGCAGAACAAGCUGCCCCUGGCCAGGGUGGUCUACGCCAGUGCCACAGGUGCCUCUGAGCCCCGGAACAUGAUCUACAUGAGCCGCCUGGGUAUCUGGGGCGAGGGCACGCCCUUCCGGACCUUCGAGGAGUUUCUGCAUGCCAUCGAGAAGAGGGGUGUGGGCGCCAUGGAGAUCGUGGCCAUGGACAUGAAGGUCAGCGGCAUGUACAUUGCACGCCAGCUCAGCUUCUCCGGCGUCACCUUCCGCAUCGAGGAGAUCCCGCUGGCCCCGGCCUUCGAGCACAUCUACAACCGGGCGGCCCUGCUGUGGGCCGAGGCCCUGGGCGUGUUCCAGCAGGCAGCCGACUGGAUCGGCCUGGAGUCGCGCAAGUCCCUGUGGGGCCAGUUCUGGUCGGCCCACCAGCGCUUCUUCAAGUACCUAUGUGUUGCCGCCAAGGUGCGCCGGCUGGUGGAGCUGGCCCGGGAGGAGCUGGCCAGGGACAAGUGCGUGGUUAUCGGGCUGCAGUCCACGGGUGAGGCGCGUACCCGGGAGGUACUGGGCGAGAAGGAGGGCCAGCUUGAUGGCUUCGUGUCCGCUGCCGAAGGCGUCUUUCUGUCGCUAAUUCAGAAGCACUUUCCUUCAACCAAGAGGAAGCGAGAGAGAGGACCGGGCAGUAAGCGGAAAAGGCGGCCGCGGGGCCGUGGGGCCAAGGUGCCCAGGCUGGCGUGUGAUGCAGCGGGCGUGAUCCGCGUCAGUGACGACAGCAGCACGGAGUCGGACGGCGGCCUGGACAGCGACUUCCACUCCUCCCCCGAGUCGCUGAUGGACGAUGACGUGGUCAUCGUGGACGCCAUCGGGCUCCCGGCCGACGACCGUGGCCCCCUGUAUCCCCCACCGCGGGACCUGCACAGCUCUGGUGUCCUGGAGCGGGUGGAGCGGCUGAAGCAGGACCUGCUGGCCAAGGUGCAGGUGCUGGGCCGGGAGCUGCCCGUCAACACCCUGGAUGAGCUCAUUGACCAGCUCGGGGGUCCGGAGUGCGUGGCAGAGAUGACCGGCAGGAAGGGCCGCGUGGUGUCCAGGUCCGACGGGACGGUGGCCUUCGAGUCCCGGGCGGAGCAGGGCCUCUCCAUCGACCACGUGAACCUCAGGGAGAAGGAGCGCUUCAUGAGCGGAGAGAAGCUCGUGGCCAUCAUCUCAGAGGCCUCCAGCUCCGGCAUCUCCCUCCAAGCCGACCGCCGGGUCCCGAACCAGCGGCGCCGGGUGCACAUGACGCUGGAGCUGCCCUGGAGCGCCGACCGGGCCAUCCAGCAGUUUGGCCGGACCCACCGCUCCAACCAGGUCUCCGCGCCCGAGUACAUCUUCCUCAUCUCAGAGCUGGCCGGGGAGCGCAGGUUUGCCUCCAUCGUGGCCAAGCGGCUGGAGAGCCUGGGGGCUCUGACCCACGGGGACCGCCGAGCCACCGAGUCCCGUGACCUGAGCAAGUACAACUUUGAGAACAAGUACGGCGCCCGGGCGCUCAGCUGCGUCCUCACCACCAUCCUAAGCCAGACAGAGAGCAAGGUGCCGCUGCCCCAGGGCUACCCCGGAGGGGACGCUGCCUUCUUCCGUGACAUGAAGCGGGGGCUGCUGUCGGUCGGCAUUGGCGGGCGCGAGUCCCGGUCCGGCUGCCUGGACGUGGAGAAGGACUGCUCCAUCAGCAAGUUCCUCAACCGCAUCCUGGGGCUGGAGGUGUACAAGCAGAACACGCUCUUCCAGUACUUCUCCGACACCUUUGACCACCUCAUCGCUGCCGACAAGAAGGAGGGCAAAUACGACAUGGGCAUCCUGGACCUGGCCCCCGGCAUUGAUGAGAUCUACGAGGAGAGCCAGCAGGUGUUCCUGGCCCCCGGGCACCCGCAGGAUGGGCAGGUGGUCUUCUACAAGAUCAGCGUGGACCGCGGCCUGAAGUGGGAGGAAGCCUAUGCCCGGUCGCUGGAGCUGAUGGGUACCCACGACGGCUUCUACCUCUCCUACAAGGUCCGCGGCAACAAGCCCGGCUGCCUGCUGGCCCAGCAGAACCGCGGCAAGCUCUUCACCGUGUACAAGCCCAACAUCGGGCGGCAGAGCCAGCUGGAGACCUUGGACAGCCUGUGCCGGAGGUUCCACCGGGUGACAGCGGAGGAGGCCAGAGAGCACUGGGAGAGCAGCUACACCUUCUCGCUGACGCACUGCAGCCACACCACGUGGAACCGGCACUGCCGGCUGGUGCAGGAGGGCAAGGACUGCGCGCAGGGCCUGAGGCUGCGACACCACUACAUGCUGUGCGGGGCGCUGCUGCGAGUGUGGGGCCGCAUCGCCGCCGUCAUGGCCGACGUCACCAGCAGCAGCUACCUGCAGAUCGUGCGCCUCAAGACCAAGGACAAGAAGAAGCAAGUUGGCAUCAAGAUCCCCGAGGCCUGCGUGCGCCGCGUCUUGCAGGAGCUGCAGCUCAUGGACGCCGAUGUGAAGCGCAGGCAGGCGCACGGCCGUGGUCUCCCCGCGCUGCCGCCCGCCCCACGCCCGCUGGCGCUGCCCUGCGGCCCCGGCGAGGUCCUGGACCUCACGUACAGUCCGCCGGCCCAGGCCUUCCCGCCGCCCUCGCCCUUCGCCUUCCCGGCCCCGGCCCCCGGCCCCGGCGGCCUACUGCUGGGUGCCCCCGACGCCCCGGCUGACCCCGCGGCGCUCCUGCACCAGGGUUGCGACAUCAACUUCAAGGAGGUGCUGGAGGAUAUGCUGCGCUCCCUCAACGCCGCGCCGCCCCCUGAGCCCCCCGGCCCGCUGGGCGCCGGCGGGGGGGCAGCAGGCGUGCCGGAGGGCAGCGGGGGCCCCGAGCGGCAGAGCGUCAUCCAGUUCAGCCCCCCCUUCCCCAACUCCUAGGCCCUGGGGCCUCCUUCCCGCACGAAACUUAUUUAUCUAUAAUAGGCGCCCUGUCUAUACCAGGGAAGCCGGUGGUGAGCAGGGCUAACACCCCUGCGGACUACUGAGAGGAGCAGGCGGGGCCAGGGGCCCUUCGUCCGGCCUCCCGAGGCCUCCACUGCAGUGCCUUCCCGCCGGUGCCUGGGCAGACCCUCGAGACGCUGCCGGCCCUGGGGGUGCCCUCCGAGCCCUGCCCGGUGGGCAGUGGCCAUGCGCAGGCCCCACUCAGGACACUCAGGGGCCAGGCAGGGCCUGGGGUUGGGGUCCUCCUCUGUGCCUCUGUCCUCUGCUGCCCCCCUCCAGGCCGGGGUUGGGGCUCCCAGCCCACCCACCUUACCAGGCCCGGUCAGGCCUGGAUCCCUGAAAUCCACAAAACUGGGUGGCCCCAAGAGCUGGAAACUCAGGAAACCCCAGGUGCUCAGGGCCCCACUGCCUCUGGGGGGCUCCGUGGGGCAGAUCUUCUAUUAAUAUAUGCAACCCCCUCCUUGCUCUCUGUGCCCUAAAUUAUUGCCCAGCCACCUCUCCCAGGGCCUGGAAUCUCCUGCGGAGCUGGUGGGUGGCCCCCUGGUUUCUAUGUGUAUUUAUAAUGAAUUCAAGUGUAUAUAUGUAAAGAGAUCUUUUUUAAAUAUAUGUGCCUUUUCACUACUUCCCAGGC